CUCAUUCUGGACAUCCGCUAUAACUCAAUUCAACUCUAUCCCCACGCGCCUUUUUCUCAUCCUCCUCAUCAAACCAUACGAGCUGAGUCCAGUCGCCAAAGGGGAUAAAUACAGGCGACAAUGGCUCCAGGACGGAAGCUUUAUCCACGGGCGACCGUCAAGAAGAUCAUCAAGGCCGAGUCCGAUUGCAAUGUUAGCAAGGAUGCCGACGUCACGAUAUUCGUGGACUAUAUCCGCUUCUUGCAGACUGUGGUGAAGGAGGCAGCAAUUGAAAGCAAAAAGGCUGGCGAAAAAGGCAUCACCCCAAGGAGCGUCAAGAAAGUCACGCCCGACUCGCUCUCAAAAUUCAAGCUUUGAGUGCCGAUUAAUUGUAUUUUCUAUAAUGGCGCCGAUGCGAUAUACACUAAUGGACUGGCUGGAAAGACGAGAGUUAUUUACAAUCGAGCUGCGGCUGGUUUUGUUUGAAAGUGCAGACCUCGUAUACGAUGUCAAGCACUGGAUUUCUGGGUCUCCUAAGGUCAACCCUCAGAUUCAACGAGUCGGGGGCGGGCUAGAGACGAUUGCAUUUUAAUGUUAACGACUGAGAUUCUAGAAACCACACUAGUGCUACCUAGUCUAGCAACCGUCAUGUCCAAGUUCGAAAGGGCCAGCCAGGUUUCAGCUUGUUGAUGCAUGCUCUUGUUAUGUUCGUCUUACGUACAUCUUCAGUCUAGUCUAGUUCUACGUUUAGACUAGUCUCCCUUAACUGAACACACGAGCAAAGUAAUUACAACGAAUGCUAAAGUGGGAAACGU
Molecule: messenger RNA, 794 nt
Organism: Pyricularia grisea
Lineage: Eukaryota; Fungi; Ascomycota; Sordariomycetes; Magnaporthales; Pyriculariaceae
Exons: 4
Coding region: 121-357 (78 amino acids)
Biological process (GO): kinetochore assembly; mitotic cell cycle; chromosome segregation
Cellular component (GO): kinetochore; nucleoplasm
Molecular function (GO): protein heterodimerization activity
Source: RefSeq, a predicted model, not a curated record